Molecule: messenger RNA, 4821 nt
Organism: Drosophila santomea
Lineage: Eukaryota; Metazoa; Arthropoda; Insecta; Diptera; Drosophilidae
Gene: Sik2
Product: serine/threonine-protein kinase par-1
Exons: 9
Coding region: 483-4790 (1435 amino acids)
Biological process (GO): microtubule cytoskeleton organization; protein phosphorylation; intracellular signal transduction
Cellular component (GO): cytoplasm
Molecular function (GO): tau-protein kinase activity; protein serine/threonine kinase activity; ATP binding
Source: RefSeq, a predicted model, not a curated record
UGGGGCAGACAGCGCCGAGCUUGCGUCAAAUACGGACGCCAGUUGGACGCAGCUCGGGAUUGGAGGCAGCCACGUUUCCUAGCCAUCCGCCGUGUGUGUCGCAGCGACUGUGUCUGUGUGUGCCGUCCCGUGCCGUGCCGUGCUGUGCUGUUCCGAGCCGCAUGUGUGGCGUUCCGCGGACGCGAUGUAAAGCGGAUCCUCGCCUGCGUUCAACCUUUCAUUGUCAGUAGCCGGAUUCGGGUUCAGCUGGUCCAGUUCCAGUAGCCUGUUCUCCGUCUUCGCCACCGUUGCUGCUCGAAACUUCUUUGUCAACCGGCGGCGCUUGUGUUUUCAACGCUUUCACCAUUAACGAAGCGCUGCUAUGAGGCAGGAGGUGUGUGUGAGCAUGUGCAUCACCAUCUCGCUGUCGAUCGCGAUCUCCCACGCUCUCCGCCGCGCGCUCUCCGUGUGAGAUCUCCCGCCCAGGGUGGCGCAGUUGGAAAAUGAGCACGUGCGAGGCGGCGGCCGCUGGCGAGAAUGGGAGCCAGGCCAAGUCCGAGGAGAGCCAGCCGCCGGAGGAUCAGAAGAAGAAGCAGCAACCGCCGCAGCAGCAGCAGCAGCAGCAGCAGGCGCAGCAGGAGAGGAACGAGAAGCAGCUGGAUAAGCCGCCGGAAAAGUUGCCGCAAAAUGGGAGAACCGAAGCAAAAGGCGCGGAAGGAGCGAGUCCACACCCCCCACUGGACGCCAUCCGGAGCUCAGUGCUCCUGGAAGCCGGUGCUGCUGCGCCCUCGAUAGACGCAUUAGUAGCCUGCAAGGAUGCGCUGCUCGCCCAAAAACUCUUUGCCAGCGGGGGAGGCUCCACGCCCGGUCCCAGUCCCACAUCGUGUGCGGUGGGAGCGGGCGGGAUCAGUGGCAAGGACCUGCUCAAACUCAAGGAGCCGAUGCGCGUGGGCUUCUAUGACAUCGAACGCACCAUUGGCAAGGGAAACUUUGCAGUGGUCAAGCUGGCCCGGCAUCGGAUCACCAAGAACGAGGUGGCUAUCAAGAUCAUUGACAAGUCGCAGCUGGACCAGACAAACCUACAGAAGGUCUACCGCGAGGUGGAGAUCAUGAAGCGCCUGAAACACCCACACAUCAUUAAGCUCUAUCAGGUUAUGGAGACCAAGAAUAUGAUCUACAUAGUGUCGGAGUAUGCCAGUCAAGGAGAGAUCUUUGAUUACAUUGCGAAGUACGGGCGAAUGUCCGAGUCGGCGGCGCGCUUUAAGUUCUGGCAGAUUAUAUCGGCGGUGGAGUACUGUCACAAGAAGGGCAUAGUGCAUCGGGAUCUGAAGGCGGAGAACCUGCUCCUGGAUCUGAACAUGAACAUCAAGAUAGCGGAUUUUGGGUUCUCAAAUCACUUCAAGCCAGGAGAAUUACUAGCCACCUGGUGCGGGUCACCGCCGUACGCCGCACCCGAGGUUUUCGAGGGCAAGCAAUAUACGGGUCCAGAGAUUGAUAUUUGGUCACUGGGCGUUGUGCUUUAUGUGCUGGUAUGUGGGGCACUGCCAUUCGACGGAUCCACGCUGCAGAGCCUCCGGGAUCGGGUGCUUUCCGGUCGCUUUCGCAUUCCCUUUUUUAUGAGCUCCGAGUGCGAGCACCUCAUCCGCCGGAUGCUGGUACUUGAGCCCACAAGGCGCUACACCAUCGACCAAAUCAAACGCCAUCGCUGGAUGUGUCCCGAGCUGCUGGAGCACGUCCUGAUAGCCAAGUACAAUCUGGGCGCCGAGCGGCAGACGUGUGUGGAGCCCAGUGAGGACAUUCUGCGCAUCAUGGCCGAGUACGUGGGCAUUGGGCCGGACAAGACGCGAGCCAGUCUGAAGAAGAAUACGUACGAUCAUGUGGCGGCCAUAUAUCUGCUCCUGCAGGAUCGAGUUAGCCACAAGAAGGAGCAGAGCAACGGCUCAGGCGCCAGCUCCCUUUCCUCGUCGACCGCCGCCAGUCGGAUGCUGUACAGCUCCAGAAACGACCACCUGCCGACGCAACAGCAGCAACAGCAGCAGCAGCAGCAGCAGCAGUCGCAGUCCAAGACAAUAUCCACCAGCUCGAUCCUGGCCAAGGAUCAGUGCCACAAAAGACUUAGCCGCCAUCAGACGGUGCUCAUGAGUGAGCGUACCGCCCACGCCGGUGCGACACCCACAGUCCCAGAUCCCGGUCCUGGACCCGGAUACUACACCAAGUAUGGGCCACUGCAACUGCCAUUGCCUCUGUCCGGCCACGCCCACCUGACUGGGUAUCUGAAUGGAGGUGGCGUCGAGGUGGAUGCCAACGGCAUUCCCCUGCCCAUGCGUUACACUCCGCUGCCGACAGCCGCGUCGCCCGCUCCCUCUAACUGCUCAUCCACAUCCUCGAGGGUAGGACGACACAGCCUGAGUUCCAGCUCCCCGCGGAGCCAUCGACCGGUGGCCAUUUCGCUCAGCAUCGACAACAAUCCCUCGCUGGCCAACUUGCGGUGCCGGGAGAUGAUGGAGACUGGAGGCGGACCCGUUGGCGCAGUGGGCGUGCCUCUAGCGUCCAAGCAGCUCCAUCAGACCAUCAGCGAGUUCAUCAUCAAACAGAGCACCGAAGACUGCCGGGCGCUGCUGCAGCAGUCCACAACCGUGGCUGAGGGUAAAGAUGAUCCGCCAAAGGCGGAAUCCAGCGCUGGAGGCAUUCCUCCGCCCGCCUCUACCACACCCACAUCCAGUACAGCGGUACCAGGACCGGGAUCGGCCUCCUGCCCCGGUGAGAUCAACGGCAAGACAAUAAAGGCCAUGUCCAGUUCGAGCAGCUUCGACUCCAAGGCCAAUUUGGGCCAAAGCUUUCGCUACAAGAUGUCCGCCGAGGCUAGCAAGCUUUUCCAGACUCUCCAGGAAAGCCCAUUGCCCGUGGAGCAAAGAAAUAAACGUCGUGUGCACGUGGGCAGCACCAAUGGCAGCGGUGGUGACUCCGGCCAGGAAACGAAAGAUGAUGUGAAAUCGAAUGGUGACAGCCGCUCGGAGAAGAAAGUUCUGGCCCAGGGCAGCUCCAGCACAGAUGAGGGCUGCGAGACAGACCAGGGCAAUGAUCCGGGCUGCGCGUCCCAGGAGUCGAAGGGCAGCAAUGGCGGUGGUAGCGGUGGUAGCGGCAACGCUAACAACGGACCCACCUCACACUCCAGCAGCGAUCUGACGCGCCUCGUUGGAACCACUGCCUCUGGACAGAGCCACAGAAUGCGCUCGUAUGCCAGCAGCAGCUCGUCCAGUGGUGUUCUCGCCGGCAGCGCUGGUAGCUACUCCAAAAGUCUGAGCCAGAACCUGAGUCGCGGCUCAUCCAAGAGCAAUUGCAGUGGUCCCUACGACAGCUUGGACUUUGCCUUGCCCUCCGGCAAGGGCAGUCUACCCUCGUGCAUGGGCUCUAGUUCGAUGCUGGCCACGCCCACUCCGGCCUCGGCAUCCCCAGCGGGCAUCUCAUCGGAGCAUUCAUCGGAGAGGUCGCUGUACGGGAGCCACAACUCCUGCAUCCAUAUGCCAGGAGCUCUGGCCCUGGGCUUGGGCCUUCCGCAAAGUUCAGCCUCCACGCCCACGCCGAAUCCUACACCGCCACCAAAUGGCGGUGGCGUUACGUUCCUGGACAAGCGAUCACCCAUACACUUUCGCGAGGGAAGACGGGCGAGCGAUGGCCUGGUGGCCCAGGGCCUGCUGAGCUCCGGUUCGUUGCUGGGCACCAGUCGUGUGUACGGAAGCUAUCGCUACGAGCAGGCCAAGCGUCACGGUUGGCUGGAGAUCCAGCAGCUGCAGCAGGAGGCGGCUGUGGGGCAUUCACACCCGCAUCCACACGCCCAUCAACAUCCUCAUCAGCAUCAGCAUCCGCAUCAGCAUCCGCAUCCUCAUCCACAUCCCCAAGCGUACGGCUUGGAAGAACUCUGUCAAUUUCCGAAUGGUCAAUUCUACGCUCUGCCGGGCAAGCAUCAUCCGCUGCUGACUUUGCCCCACCAUCAUGGGCAUCCUGCGCAGCAUCACCAUGGCCACCACUCGCUGUUCCAUCCAGGCCACCAAGCCGCACCCAUGCUUCUGGAAGCCGCUGCUGGUGGGGAUAUGUAUGGUCAUGGAUGCUAUGCUCCGCCACCGCCGCCACCAGGGCUAUACCCGCACCAUCAGUUGGGUGUGGGCAUGGCCGUGCCCAUGUCGCCGAUGCAAAAGCCACCGCUGCAGCAGCAACUCCUGCAGCACCGCCUGCUGCAGCAGAAGCGUCAGUUAUUCCAGAAGCAGUACGCCCUGGAGGCGCAGCUAGCCGGUCGGCAUCACCACCAUCCGCAGCACAGCCAUCACCAGCAGCAGCCACACCAUCACCACUUUGGCCACAGCCUGGGACAACCACCGCCACCGCCGCCGGCUCCAGCUCCGGAACAUCACCUGGCCGACGAGCUGUACGAGUUGGCUCUGCUCGAUCGGCCCAGGAGCGGAACUCCUAGGCUUCAGCACUCCAUGACCAUGCCCGGAGCGCAUGCCUUCAGCCAGAUGAACCUUAAGACCUCCUACAUCAGCCAAUCGGACCAGGUGCCUGGUGCAGCGCCCAACGGGGCUGGUCCCGGAGCAUCUGCUGUUGGGGCAUCAUGCUCAGCUCCACCGUCCACGGCGCCGGGCACGCCCACGGUCAAGUGCAAGCCAACCACGCCCCACGGCCACAGCCUGGACUCCGACUAUCAUACAUCGACGCCGGUGCUCAGCCUUUUUACGCCCAAUUGGCAGUCGCUGGUAAAGCCGCUUAGCGAGAGCCCCAUCCUGGAGAUAUCGGAGCACAUGGAGUCAGUCUGAGGCAGGUUAUCCGGCGGAGGGUUUGGAGGAG